UUCCGUCUGCUUUAGCCAGCAAACCCUGAAACGCGAAUUACAGGACAUAGGGCUGUCGAUACCGUGACUCGACAGUAUAGCUUCAAGACUUUCGCACAGCAUCGGUCUGUAGGCGGUGGUCGUUGUGGUUUUGAACUUCAGUUUUUAAACUCGCAAGAAAUACAGUCCUCGUUGUUAUCGACGAAGUUUGAUACACACGAGGAGCGGUUUGCUGACACUGAGGGUGGACAGAGAAGGAUUAUUGAUGUCCAGCUCGCCGCUGUCCAAGAAGCGUCGCUUGUCAGGAUCAGAGACGAAGACGGGAUCCCACUGCUCCUCCUCUAACUCUGUCAGAACUGAACCUUCCUACACACCCUCUAACGGCAUGGCUAAGAAUGGCAGUGAUGCUGAGAUCGAUGAAGGCCUGUACUCCCGACAGCUGUACGUGUUGGGCCAUGAGGCCAUGAAACGCAUGCAGACCUCCAAUGUCCUGAUCUCAGGAAUGCGUGGCCUUGGUGUUGAGAUCGCCAAGAAUGUCAUCCUGGCCGGAGUCAAGAGCGUCACCCUGCACGACCAAGGGGUGGCCGAGUGGCGCGACCUCUCCUCUCAGUUCUACCUGCGUGAAGAGGACCUGGGGAAGAACCGCGCUGACGUCAGCCAGCUCAGGCUAGCCGAGCUCAACAGCUAUGUGCCUGUGGCCGCUUACACCGGAACCCUCACCAACGACUAUCUCACCCAGUUCCAGUCGGUUGUGCUGACCAACUCCAGUAUGGAGGAGCAGCUGCGCGUUGGGGACUUCUGCCACAGCAAGGGCAUCAAGCUGAUCGUAGCGGACACGCGUGGCCUGUUCGGGCAGCUGUUCUGUGAUUUUGGGGAGGAGAUGGUGGUUUUUGACCCCAAUGGAGAAGAGCCCCUCAGCGCCAUGAUCUCUAUGAUCACCAAGGACUCUGCUGGUGUGGUAACUUGUCUCGAUGAGGCUCGUCACGGGUUUGAGAGUGGUGAUCAUGUUACCUUCACAGAAGUCCAGGGCAUGACGGAUCUCAACGGUUGCCAGCCAAUAGAAAUCAAAUCCCUUGGUCCCUACACAUUCAGCAUCUGUGACACAACCUCCUUCAGCGACUACGUACGUGGUGGCAUUGUCUCCCAGGUCAAGAUGCCCAAGAAGGUUUCCUUUAAAUCGCUGUCGUCCGCCUUGGCCGAGCCAGAGUUCAUGCUGACCGACUUUGCCAAGUUUGACCGUCCAGGGCAGCUGCACGUGGGCUUCCAAGCUCUGCACGCUUUCGAGAAGAAACACAGCCGGCUACCCAAGCCCUGGAACCAGGCGGACGCAGACGAGCUGGUGGCUCUGGCUGGAGAGGUGAACGGCGCUCAGACUGGCUCUGCCAAGCAGGAGCAGCUUGACGAGGCGCUCCUGAAGAAGCUGGCCUCAGUGUCCGCCGGAGACCUGGCCCCCGUCAACGCCUUCAUCGGUGGGCUGGCUGCCCAGGAAGUCAUGAAGGCCUGCACUGGGAAGUUCAUGCCAGUCAUGCAGUGGCUGUACUAUGAUGCUCUGGAGUGCCUGCCCGAGGCCGAGGGAGCCACACCCACUGAGGAGGAGUGUGCACCUAGGAAUUGCCGGUAUGAUGGACAGGUUGCUGUAUUUGGAACCAAACUUCAGGAGUUGCUCUCCAAGCAGCGCUACUUCCUGGUUGGAGCUGGAGCCAUUGGCUGUGAACUGCUAAAGAACUUUGCCAUGAUGGGCCUGGCUAGUGGGGAGGGUGAGAUCAUCGUCACUGACAUGGACACCAUCGAGAAGUCCAACCUGAACCGCCAGUUCCUCUUCAGACCCUGGGAUGUCACGAAGAUGAAGAGCGAGACGGCCGCAGCUGCUGUGAAGCAGAUGAACCCGUCUGUCCGUAUCACCGGCCACCAGAACCGGGUCGGACCUGACACAGAGAGAGUCUACGAUGACGACUUCUUUGAGAGCCUCGACGGUGUGGCCAACGCUUUGGACAACGUUGAUGCCCGUAUGUACAUGGACCGCAGGUGUGUGUACUACCGUAAGCCUCUGCUGGAGUCAGGCACUCUGGGCACCAAAGGGAACGUACAGGUGGUCAUCCCCUUCAUCACAGAAUCCUACAGCUCCAGCCAGGACCCACCAGAGAAGUCGAUCCCCAUCUGCACACUCAAGAACUUUCCCAACGCCAUCGAACACACACUGCAGUGGGCCCGUGAUGAGUUUGAGGGACUCUUCAAACAGCCGGCAGAGAACGCCAUGCAGUACUUGACAGACCCCAAGUUCAUGGAGCGCACUCUGAAGCUGCCCGGUGCCCAGCCUCUGGAGGUCCUGGAGGCCGUCUACAAAAGCCUGGUGACGGACUGCCCUCGCAACUGGCAGGACUGCAUUACCUGGGCACGCAACCACUGGCAGUGCCAGUACAACAACAACAUCCGCCAGCUGCUGCACAACUUCCCACCUGACCAGCUCACCAGCUCAGGUGCUCCAUUCUGGUCUGGUCCAAAGAGGUGUCCUCACCCACUAGAGUUUGACACCAACAACGAUCUGCACAUGGACUACGUCAUGGCUGGAGCCAACCUGCUUGCCCAGUCCUACGGCAUGCCCGUCUCCAGAGACCGCGCCAACGUCGCCCGGUUGUUGCAGGAUAUCAAAGUGCCCACGUUCACACCCAAGUCUGGGGUCAAAAUCCACGUCUCGGACCAGGAGCUCCAGAGCUCACACGCCUCAGUGGGGUUCUCCUCAGAUGAUUCCAGGUUAGAGGAGCUGAAGACCCUGCUGCCUGCCGCUGAGUCUGCGUCCCAGUUCAAACUCUGUCCCAUCGAGUUUGAGAAGGAUGAUGACGACAACUUCCACAUGGACUUCAUUGUAGCAGCGUCUAACUCAAGGGCAGAGAACUAUGACAUUCCUCCUGCUGACAGACACAAGAGCAAGCUCAUCGCUGGAAAGAUCAUUCCAGCCAUUGCCACGACAACAGCAGCCGUGGUGGGCCUGGUGUGUCUGGAGCUGCUGAAGGUGGUCCAGAAGCACAAGAACCUAGAGGCCUACAAGAACGGCUUCAUGAACCUCGCCCUGCCCUUCUUCGCCUUCUCCGAGCCCAUCGCAGCACCCAAACACAAGUAUUACGAGAUUGACUGGACGCUGUGGGACCGCUUUGAGGUCAAAGGUCUGCAACCCAGUGGGGAGGAGAUGACCCUCAGAGAGUUCCUCGCCUACUUUAAGGAUGAACACAAGCUAGAGAUCACCAUGCUGUCCCAGGGGGUCUCGAUGCUCUACUCAUUCUUCAUGCCUGCUGCCAAGCUCAAAGAGAGGCUGGACCUUCCCAUGACUGAGAUUGUGACCAAGGUGUCCAAGAAGAAGCUGGGCAAGCAUGUGAAGGCACUGGUGUUCGAGCUCUGCUGCAAUGACGAGACGGACGAGGACGUGGAGGUGCCCUACGUCAGAUACACCAUUCGCUGAGCGGCCCUGGCGGAGACAGGACGGGUGGGCGGGGGGGUGGGGGGGGUCAGUGGAGCUCGGGGAAUUCACAAGACAAAGAGAACCAAUCAGAGCAUGGAUAUAGCUGGGAGAGCCCAAACAACAAUUUUCGGGGGAGGGUGGGAAGGGAGGGGGUGCCAUUAUAGUUUGAGGGUUAGUCUCCCUUUUUUUCUUCACUGAGGGAAAAAAAAACAUUAUCGGUUAUUGUUCUAAUAACGAGGUUUUCCCCCUCCCCCACAACCCCCCCCUUUGAGCACCACUCUCCACCCCUUGUUACUCAUUAAAUUGGGGGGCACAGAGGUUUUUAUAAAUGCAUCAACUUGGUUGGCUGGUAAGGGGGUCACAGGGUUUGAGUGAGUUCAGGGUUUUGUGGGAUCGGGGGAGGGCAGCAUGUAAUUUUUUUGAAUCUUUGACAGUAGCUGUUGUUUAAACUCUGGUCAUAUUAACGCAAUGCUUUAUAUGUACGACUCUCCCGGUUGGCUCGUCGGCACUCCUGUUCUGCGCAGUUUCCCUCUGAAAGGCUCCUGUCUUGUUAAAAAAAAAAAGAAAGAAAGAAAGAAAAUGUACAAAAUGAAAGCGGUUUCUGUUCUCCUCCACGCCUCUCUAUCUAAGCGCUCCCCCACCAUCUCCAGAUGAAUUUUUUCAGGCUCCCUCUUCCCUUGCAUUCUAAACAGAGCCCCUGAGAGCUUCAUAACGUGCAGUUAGCCAUCGACUGAUGCCAAAAAAGAAAAUGAUGCACUGGAGAAGAAGAAAGAUACAAAAUUGAAAUGUAUGAGAAUUUCUUGAAGAAAAAAAAUAAAUACUUUUUUUGCCCAAAGUCACUGCCUUUAUUUGUCUUAUCUGGACCAGAUUGGGUAUCUUGAAAGUACUCCCCCAAACCCCAACCCAUCCCAACGACACACACCUCCUCCCCCCUCUCUGGUCAGAUGAAGACCCCCUUCUUGCCCCCCCGAGGGGUAACUUAAAGGUGCAGCAUCCAGAGGCAGUGCAGAGUGACCUGGUCUCUUCAUCUCACCCCUCCGCUCUGGUCUGGCCACCCAGUCUGAACUCCCCUUGGCCUCGCUGCCUUCUCUUGGGCUCAGAGCUGGGCAGGAACUUGCACAUGACAUUUUCUCUCCUUUUCCUCCACUAUUUUGUUCUUGUUUUUGUUAUUUUAUGUUCAAUUUCUAUUUGAUUUUUUUUUUUUUUUUGUCUUUAUGGGAGGGGAGGGGGGUUCGGAGUUCUGGCGCGCACACAAACACACACAUGCAUACAUACACACACAUACACACACCUUGUAGAACAAACUCUGUAUUCUUUCUAUUUUGUUAAAACUCAAAACAGUACAGUACAAAAAUUAAGGUGGUGACUUUACUCUGUAAUGGGAGCACUUAGUGUGAUAGUGAAUAAAGUUGUUAAAAGAA
Messenger RNA from Sardina pilchardus (European sardine), 4854 nucleotides. It is a transcript of the gene uba1, whose product is annotated as ubiquitin-like modifier activating enzyme 1. The coding region runs from base 245 to 3433 and encodes 1062 amino acids. Lineage: Eukaryota; Metazoa; Chordata; Actinopteri; Clupeiformes; Clupeidae. Gene Ontology annotation, biological process: DNA damage response; ubiquitin-dependent protein catabolic process; protein ubiquitination. Gene Ontology annotation, cellular component: nucleus; cytoplasm. The record is from RefSeq and is a predicted model, not a curated record. The transcript has 26 exons. Gene Ontology annotation, molecular function: ubiquitin activating enzyme activity.